Messenger RNA from Andrographis paniculata, 3682 nucleotides. RefSeq lists its product as uncharacterized. Gene Ontology annotation, molecular function: carbohydrate binding; beta-galactosidase activity. The transcript has 18 exons. The coding region runs from base 169 to 3528 and encodes 1119 amino acids. The record is from RefSeq and is a predicted model, not a curated record. Gene Ontology annotation, cellular component: beta-galactosidase complex. NCBI's taxonomy places the organism in Eukaryota, Viridiplantae, Streptophyta, Magnoliopsida, Lamiales, Acanthaceae. Gene Ontology annotation, biological process: lactose catabolic process.
UCUACACUACACAACACUACAGUUUCAACAAACCUCCGGGCCGGGCCUCCCUACUACUAGUCCCACGACCAUUGCUUUUCAAUCAGUCGUGCGUCACUGGGGUUGAUCCACUGCCGUUUUCCACUCCGACCAGACUAGACUAGACCGGACCACUACACUUGCUGUCUGAUGGGUUCAUUGUCUGGUCAACUUGUUUUACCUGCGAGUAAUGGUUACAAGAUAUGGGAGGAUCCUUCUUUCAUCAAAUGGAGGAAGAGAGAUGCUCAUGUCCCUCUGCGCAGCCAUGAAUCUGUCGAAGGAUCUCUGAGGUACUGGCAUGAGCGCAACAAAGUGGAUUUCUUGGUGUCGCAAACAGCUGUUUGGGAUGACGAUGCUGUUGCUAAAGCACUGGAUUGUGCUGCAUUUUGGGUCAAGGAUCUGCCUUUUGUUAGGUCUUUGUCUGGACAUUGGAAAUUCUUUCUGGCCUCCAGCCCUACUAGUGUUCCCUCUGAAUAUUAUAAUGGAUCUUUUCAAGAUUCUUCCUGGUCUACUAUACCAGUUCCCUCAAAUUGGCAGAUGCAUGGAUUUGACAAGCCAAUCUAUACAAAUGUUGUGUAUCCAUUUCCACUUAAUCCACCUAAAGUUCCUGAAGAAAAUCCCACUGGUUGCUACAGGACUUACUUUGAUAUUCCAAAAGAAUGGGAAGGUAGGAGGAUAUUUUUACAUUUUGAAGGAGUGGAUUCGGCUUUCUUUGCAUGGGUAAAUGGAUGCCCCACUGGAUAUAGCCAAGAUAGCAGAUUACCAGCUGAAUUUGAGAUCACUGACUUUUGUCGUCCAUGUGGAUCUGAAGAGAAGAAUUGUCUGGCUGUUCAGGUCAUGCGAUGGUCUGAUGGUUCUUAUCUUGAAGAUCAGGAUCACUGGUGGUUAUCUGGCAUCCAUCGUGAUGUUCUUCUUCUUUCUAAGCCUAAGGUCUUUAUUGCCGAUUAUUUUUUCAAAUCAAGCUUGGCUGAAGAUUUUUCAUAUGCAGAUAUUCAGGUUGAGGUAAAAAUUGACAACUCCGCAACGAAGAUGGACAACUCAACAACAGAACCUGGAAACUGGUUUAAGCCAUCUGAAGACAAGUUUACUGCAAGCUUCACCAUUGAAGCUGAAAUUUUUGACAACGGGAGUUUGUACACCAGCAAAGGACAUGGAAAUCUGCAAGCUAAAAGUGUGGCUUGUCUGAAAAUGACAAGUUGUGUGGAUUAUUAUCUUGGUUUUCUAGGAUAUCAUCUCAACGGGAAACUGGAGAUUCCCAAGCUGUGGAGUGCUGAGCAACCAAACCUUUAUACUCUUGUUGUCACGCUCAAAGAUACAUCAGGGAAUGUCGUUGAUUGCGAAUCAUGUCAAGUUGGAAUCCGACAAAUAUCAAAGGCCCCGAAGCAACUGCUUGUGAAUGGACAACCUGUGAUGAUAAGAGGAGUAAACAGGCACGAACACCAUCCGCGUCUUGGGAAAACAAACUUGGAGUCAUGCAUGGUUCAGGAUCUGGUUUUGAUGAAGCAAAGCAAUAUCAAUGCUGUCAGAAACAGCCAUUAUCCUCAACAUCCGCGGUGGUAUGAGCUUUGCGAUCUCUUUGGGGUUUAUAUGAUCGACGAAGCCAAUAUCGAAACACAUGGGUUUCACCUUUCUUCGCACCUAAAGCAUCCUACGGGAGAACCAGUUUGGGCAUCUUCCAUGUUGGACAGGGUAAUAGGAAUGGUUGAGAGGGACAAAAAUCAUGCAUCCAUCAUUUCUUGGUCUUUGGGAAAUGAAUCGAGCUAUGGGCCUAAUCAUUCUGCACUAGCUGGUUGGGUACGGGAAAAGGAUUCUACUAGAGUCUUGCACUAUGAAGGUGGUGGGGCGAGAACAUCUUCAACAGAUAUUGUUUGUCCCAUGUACAUGCGUGUUUGGGACAUGGUUAAGAUAGCAAAAGAUUCAUCUGAAUUGCGACCCCUAAUAUUGUGCGAGUAUUCACAUUCGAUGGGAAACAGUACUGGAAAUAUACAUGAAUACUGGGAAGCGAUUGAUAAUACGCACGGUCUACAGGGAGGCUUCAUCUGGGAUUGGGUUGAUCAGGCUUUAUUAAAGGAGGGUGGAGAUGGCUGCAAGCAUUGGGCAUAUGGAGGUGAUUUUGGGGAUACUCCGAAUGAUUUGAACUUUUGCCUCAACGGUCUUAUAUGGCCUGAUCGAACCCCUCAUCCCGCUCUACAUGAGGUGAAGUAUGUCUACCAGCCAAUCAAAGUUUCACUCGAGGAUGGGAUAUUCAAGAUUACAAAUACACACUUUUUUAGCACAACUGAAGGAUUAGAAUUCCACUGGGUGAUGCAUGGUGAUGGUAGCGCCGUGGGUUGUGGAGUUCUAAACCUGCCCACGAUAGCUCCUCAGAAAAGUCACGAUAUGGAAUGGGAUUCUGGCCCCUGGCAUCACCUAUGGGAUAAAUCAGAUGCAGCAGAAAUAUUUUUAACUGUAUCCGCACGGCUUUUAAGCUUGACGAGGUGGUCUGAAGCUGGACAUAUAGUUUCAUCCACACAAGUUCUGCUACCUAUGAAGACGGAAAUUGUUCAUCUUAUCUCAGAAGGCGAGCCUGAAUCGUUCUCUAUUGAAGAUCUUGACCUUGCUAUAAAAGUUAAGAACCAGAACCUGUGGGAGAUCAUAUUCAACAAAGAAACCGGAUCCAUCGAGAGCUGGAAGGUCGAUAAUGUCUUGGUGAUGAACAAAGGAGUUUUACCGUGUUUCUGGAGGGCGGCAAUAGACAACGACAAGGGGGGCGAGGAAAAAAGUUACCUUUCAAGAUGGAAAGCUGCGAAACUGCACACUUUGGCAUUCAACAGCGACAGUUGCAAGGUUCUAAACGCAACGGAUGAUAUGGUGCAAAUCGCAGUCGACUAUCUUGGCAUUCCGGAAGGCUUAGAAACAUCUCUUUUUGAAGUCAAAAUGCUCUACUCGAUUUAUGGUUCCGGCGAUGUCAUACUGGAUUGCCAUGUAAACCCGAACUCAGACUUGCCGCCUCUCCCUCGCGUGGGGAUUGAAUUUCAUGUCGACAAAUCCAUGGAUCAGGUCCAGUUCUAUGGAAGGGGACCCUUCGAAUGUUACCCCGAUCGCAAAGCUGCUGCACACGUCCGGACUUACGAGCAAGAUGUGGGAAGCAUGCAUGUUCCCUACAUUGCUCCCGGAGAAUGCGGAGGCAGGGCCGACGUCAGAUGGGUGACUCUACGAAACAAGGAUGGCUGCGGCAUCUUCGCCUCGGCGUACGGAGGAUCUCCGCCGAUGCAAAUGAAUGCAAGUCACUAUGGCACCGUAGAGCUUGAGAGGGCAACACACCAUCAAGAACUAGUAAUGGGACAAGACAUUGAGGUUCAUCUCGACCACAAGCACAUGGGAAUAGGCGGAGACGAUAGCUGGUCUCCAUGCGUGCACGAUAACUAUCUCAUUCCUCCGACACCGUACUUUUUCAGCGUCAGAUUCUCGCCGGCGCCGGCCGGCGUCUCCGGUCAUUCAAUUUACACCGAGCAGCUUCAGAAUAACUAGCUGAAUCGUUUAAUAGGCUGUUGAUUGUAUUCAAUAAGGUUUAACUUUACUAUAAACUCAUGAGCGCAUAUGGAGAAGACAAGACGAAGAUGUGGCCUUAUUUAUUUCCGUUGGAUAAGAGCCUUAUAUAUAUAUAUAUAUGUAUCUUCCAUCA